UGUCAGUUACCUUAAACCCGUUGUAUUUGAUUCUCCUACCAUGCGAAGUAAACUGGAAUAAUUCAUUCUGCGUUUAUUAAAUCCAACUAGAAAGUCAACUUCCGGCUUGCUGCCACACCAAAUAAGCUGAUGUUGUACAUUCUUAAAUCAGAGUUUUUUGAAACGGUUAAUGCUACAAAGUCAACGAGUUGACGGCCUUCUGCCUGCCUGAAAGAUGGACGCCACAUGCACCGUGGAAAGGUGGGAGGCGUGCGCGCUGCAAGCGGGUGAAAGGUUGGAGGUUGCGGCUGAUCAGCUGAUUUCAAGAGGUGGGAGUUGCUGCAAACAAUGUAACAGACUGGGUGCUUGCAGAAACACCGAGCACUGGCUGACUGAAGUCUGCACCGUCUGCAUUAGCCGGGUCCAUCCUCGCCGGUCCUUCCACAAACCUCCCCGGGGCUCUCAGCCUUCAGCCAUUCUACUUGGAUCCCCCUCAUCGCCUCCCCCCAAGCUAGAAGGUGACUCUCGGCGUCUUGUUUUCCCCAGUAAUGCGAAGGAGGGCAGAUUCCCUGACAGUAGAACAUGACAGGACCGUUACGACUCUGCAGAAGGACCCCACACUAUCUGCUUCGAGACUGAAGCACAGCCACAAGGCAGCGAGCAGCAGAAAGGAGAACGACCUCGACACAGACACCAAGACAGAAAUGAGAAUUGGCAGUCGGAGACGUUCUCGGCUGUUGAACAGAAUCAAGAGAGUAGCUUUGUGGAUCUUAGCAGUAUAUAUUUGCAUUCCUUUUGUAAUAAAGCUAUGCCCAGCCAUUCAAGCUAAGCUAGUCUUCUUAAAUUUUGUGCGGGUACCGUACUUCAUUGAUUUGAAAAUCCCACAAGACCAAGGGUUGAACCACACGUGGAAUUUUUAUCUUCAGCCUGAGGAGACAAUUACUAUUGGUGCUUGGCACACGGUACCUGCUAUUCUGUGGAAGGAAGCUCAGGGUAAAGGCCAGUUGUGGUAUGAAGAAACCUUGUCAUCAGGUUUUCCUAUCAUUCUUUACUUCCAUGGCAAUGCAGGCACCAGAGGUGGGGAUCACCGGGUGCAGCUAUACAAGGUCCUCAGCUCACUAGGCUACCAUGUGGUUGCAUUGGAUUAUAGGGGAUGGGGAGACUCUGAAGGAGCCCCUUCCGAGAGGGGGAUGACCACAGAUGCAAUCUACAUCUACAGUUGGCUGAAAGAGAGGUGUGGGAAGAACUCCAUCUACAUCUGGGGCCACUCGCUGGGCACGGGUGUUGCCACCAAUGUUGUACGGCAGCUGUGCGAAAAAGAUACCCCUCCAGGUGCCUUAAUUCUGGAAUCUCCUUUCACUAAUAUUCGGGAGGAAGCCAAAAGCCACCCUUUUUCACUGAUCUACAGGUAUCUCCCCGGAUUUGACUGGUUCUUCCUUGAUCCGAUCACUGAGAGUGGCAUUAUAUUUCCCAACGAUGAAAAUGUGCAACACAUCACCUGCCCGUUGCUGAUUCUCCACGCAGAAGACGAUGCUGUCAUCCCCUUCCACCUUGGCAGAAAGCUUUAUGACAUUGUUGCAUCUUCUCGGAGUUCCAGGAAGGUGCGGUUUAUCCCCUUCCACAAAGACCUUGGCUACCGGCACAAGUAUAUAUACAAGAGCCCUGAACUCUCGCAGAUAUUGAGAGAGUUCUUAGGUGACCCAAUCUCUCACCAUUAAUGAAGAGGUAUAUCUUCAGAGCUGCAUGAAGACUUCACUCCAUGUUAAUGUUGAUUUACAUUCCACUAACCAGUUUUGUUUGAAGACAAAGUGAAAAUCAUGGUCUUAGGGAAUUAUUUUUGGCACAGAGAAAGCUCGGAGAAGCAAAAGAGUAAAGUGAAGGACAUUAAUUAUUACUGAGUUUUGUUUUUCUGAAGAAUUGAAGGAACUUAUUUUCUUGACCACAAUGAUGGAAUUCAUAAAGAUUACGUUUUCUAAAGUGCAAAAAUAAGUUAAGGAUGAUCAGGGUAAUUUCAAAUUAUGAUUCUCAAUCAACGUGCUCCAUUUGUUGCUUCCAAAUUGUGGUUGAUCUAACAACUUUUACUUUUGAGAGUGUUAACAUAUUAAUGUAUUUCCCAAUGAUGUUGUAUCAAUCGAUGGACGUUCCUUCAUGGUUCUUUAGUGUUGUGAGAAAGGUUUUUUUUUGAUGAAAUGUCAUCAUAUGAUGCUAACAACUUUUCAGAAUCUUGAUUUGGAAGUUUGUACCUUUAGGCUAAAUUCAGGUGAGCGUGUCUCAGUCCACUAUCUAGAUGUAUUGAAUUAAGUCAUUGUCUACAAAUUAAAUGUAAUGGUGUGACAUAAUCUAUCCUGUGAGCAACCCCUCCCCAGUCUCUGGCAAUUCUGUUGCACAGAGUGGGACGUUACAGCAACCUGGGGUGAGAUGUGGGGAGCUCGAUCCAUUGCUGGUUUGUUGACUGUCCACACCUGACCUUGAGAACGGCAAUGCUUUUAUUCGGUGAAGACCAAGCUGUCCGGGACCUCCUGGUUGUGAGUGCAGAAUCCUUCCAAUGUUUCCUUCAGGUAACUAUUCCGAAUUAAUUAAAACAUUCACACCCAUUUGUGGAUUCUACAAAACUGUCCGCUGUCCAAAUGAAUUGUUUUUGCGAAAAUUCCCAGUGUCGCCGCAAUGGAUCUUGCUGUGAUCUACAGAACAAAUCGAAGCGAUUACAGAUAACUUAUCCAGUGUAUUAUUUGUAUUGUGGACUAUUAUCACAGUGUUUCUGAUGCACUUCUCAUUCCCUGAACAACUCUGUAAUUACCUGUAUGAGAUGUGUUGACUAACUGGGUGACUUCCAGAGAGCAAUGUAACAUUCCUUUAAUCUUAAAUUCAGUUUAUGUAUUUCAAUUUAGGACAGAAUAUGUACGAAACAAAAUGUAUCCACCAGUGUAAAUAGUAGUGCAGGCUUCAUUGUUGAAAAGAAUUCCAAUUAAUCCACUUCACUAUUACAAUGAAGAUUUAAAUUUAAAUAUCAAUUAGAAAAAGCUUAGUUUACACUCCGUAAAGGAACAGAUCCCUUGUAUGGAGCAUAGAAUUUAUUUAUUUAAGCAUUUACAUAUUUGUCUAAUACACUUGACUCAAUAAAGUUACAACUUUCAAAUGCUGGAAAGGAGAAAUAAAAAUAUAAACCGGU
Molecule: messenger RNA, 3148 nt
Organism: Amblyraja radiata (thorny skate)
Lineage: Eukaryota; Metazoa; Chordata; Chondrichthyes; Rajiformes; Rajidae
Gene: abhd12
Product: abhydrolase domain containing 12, lysophospholipase
Exons: 13
Coding region: 528-1697 (389 amino acids)
Biological process (GO): monoacylglycerol catabolic process; phosphatidylserine catabolic process
Cellular component (GO): endoplasmic reticulum membrane
Molecular function (GO): monoacylglycerol lipase activity; phosphatidylcholine lysophospholipase A1 activity
Source: RefSeq, a predicted model, not a curated record